GAAAUGGACGACGACACCCCGGGUGGGAAAACGAGGUAUCUAGUAAUGGGGCACAUCCCAUUCUCGAGGAGGAUCGGAGAAUCUAUUUCGGAGCGUGCUCGAGAGGAUCGAAGGGACCGGCAAACGGAGCGUAAGGGGAUCGGACAAGCGAGUCAGUGCCACCGGUUUCGGCUGGGCCACUGACGCUCGUGAAGUGGAUUAAUGGUGGCGAUUAAAACAAACGAUCGUUUAAGAGCGGGCCACGAUCGCAGAGAUCGGAAACGGAUAGCCGCUCAAAACAUCUCACUCGGCCCAUAGAUCACCCGGGUAGGAUCCUCCAUGCUGGGCCCGGCGAGCAUCCCGCCGAUGCCGGGCUCGGCAGGGUACCAAAUGGUUCACCACUCGUCAAGGGACAAAUGGGCCCUUGAGAAAACCACGGUUCUUCGCAGAUUUCCCCAGCCGUUCCGCAUCUUCGAGUUUACCACAACUUCCAUUCGUGACAAGACAUCACUUUUUCUUGAACGCGCCGACCAGAAUCGCCGCAAAUGGUCGAACACUCGUCGAAAGGUUAAAAUUGCAGCAUCGCAUCUUCCCCUGGAAGCCGUGCUCCGCUUCGCUUCGUCAUCGCUCAUCGAGUCUCGGGAGGGAUUCCCAGGGAGUGAAUUUCUUGGUGGGUAAUUCGUUCUUUGAUUCUCCCAAUGGUUCGAAACGGAAAGAAAAGGAUCGGACUGUCUCUGAGAACGGUAGACCGGCCAGAGUGAUCAUCGGCUUAGAACGGCUCAGCCACGAUAAUUAUACUUGUUACGGGUGCCUCAU
This is a messenger RNA of Orussus abietinus, 795 nucleotides long. RefSeq lists its product as uncharacterized. Bases 319 to 657 code for a protein of 112 amino acids. The transcript is spliced from 3 exons. The record is from RefSeq and is a predicted model, not a curated record. Lineage: Eukaryota; Metazoa; Arthropoda; Insecta; Hymenoptera; Orussidae.